UUAAUUAAUUUUGAAACAUAAAAGUUCUCUCAUUUUUCCCCAGUCUUCAGGCAGUCAGUGAUCGGCCGGUGAACCGAUUAGGGAGAGAAAACGCGCGCAAAUCCUCGUCGUGUAAAGGGGAAAACGAAGAUCCAACUUCGUCUACAGUAUACAUCUUCUUCCGCUUCUUCCUUUACACUAUUUCAUUAUUUUUCUCUCCUCACUGAAUUUCAUCUUAAUGAACCCUAAUUUCAUCGGAACCUCAAUCUCCGAUCAUUGGCGAAGGUUUAGGGGUCGAUCAAAUGAUUUUAUCUUUUUACUUUAAUAUUUGAUGCACCAACGACAUCGUAAGCCUAAAUUCGAAGCAAACUCUGUCUCAGAUCCCAAGAUGGAGCCUCAAUCUAUCAAAUCCUUUCAAUUUAGGCAAAACCCCAAUCCUAGAUCAAGUUCCUUCUACAAAACCCUAAAAAAUCAACCUAAGUUGAACUUUAUAACCAUUUCUAUCUUUUGCAUUGCAUUUUCCUUUGUUUUCUAUCUGUUAUUUGUCCUUUUCCGGCAUAAAACUCCGUAUAAUGGUCGGAAAUUUGGGAUUAUUAUCGAUGGAGGUAGUACUGGGUCUAGAAUUCAUGUUUUUGAGUAUAGGAUUGAAGCUGGGGUGCCAAGAUUUGAUUUUACACCUAAUGGGCACGCAUCUUUAAAGGUGAAUCCGGGUCUGUCGUCUUUUGAGGAUGAUCCUGAAGGAGCUGGCGAGUCGUUGGUGAAGCUGUUAGAUUUUGGGAAGAGAAUUGUGCCUAGAGAAUUGUGGGGAGAUACUGAGAUUAAGUUAAUGGCCACUGCUGGGCUCCGGCUGCUCGAUUUGAAAGUUCAGGAUCGGAUUCUGGAGUCCUGCCGUAGAGUUUUGAGGUCGUCAGGGUUGAAGUUUCGUGAUGACUGGGCAUUGAUCAUCACAGGAUCAGAUGAAGGUUUAUAUGCUUGGAUUGUGGCAAAUUAUGCACUUGGCACUCUUGGAGGGGACCCUUACUUAACAACUGGUAUCAUUGAGCUUGGUGGGGCUUCUGCUCAGGUCACAUUUGUCUCGAAAGAAUCAGUGCCUCCUGAGUUUUCUCGUUCACUUAAAUAUGGAAAUGCAACCUACCAUCUCUACAGCAACAGUUUGCUUCAUUUCGGUCAGAAUGUAGCCUUUGAUUCACUGAAGGAAUUACUUGUUUCAACUGGUAUAAAGUCGGCUACUGAGUCUUCUGACAAGGAACUAAUAAUGGAUCCCUGUACUCCUAAGGGAUAUGCUCAGGCCACUAAAUCGUUUAACUUUUCUCCCGAUUCUGUUGCCAAAAAGUAUUCGUCUACAUUUCAUGCUAUUGGGAACUUCUCAGAGUGCAGAGCUACUGCCUUGAAGCUCUUACAUAGAGGCAAAGAUGAUUGCUCUUAUCAUCACUGUAGUUUGGGUGCCACAUUCAUGCCUAAGCUGCAUGGAAGAUUUUUGGCUACUGAGAAUUUUUUUCACACUUCCCAGUUCUUUGGUUUAGCUCCAGAAGCCGUUCUUUCUGAUGUAUUGAAUGCUGGUCAACAAUUUUGUGAAGACGACUGGUCAAAUAUCCGAAAGAAAUAUGCUUCACUUGAAGCGGAAAAUAUCUUACAUUACUGCUUCUCUUCGGCCUACAUUGUCGCUCUUUUACAUGAUAGCCUUGGUGUUGCCUUAGAUGACAGAAGGAUUGGAUACACCAAUAAGGUUGAUAAUAUUUCUCUCGAUUGGGCGUUAGGUGCUUUUAUCUUGCAAACAACAGAAGCCAACAAUGGAGCUAACCAUUGGUGGAUUGCCUCUUUAACCAGUGACAUCUUUUCUAAUGUUUUCUUGAUUACUGGUGCCUUUAUCUUGUUAAUAUUUGCUGCCUGUUAUAUAUCUCAAUGGAGAAAACCAUACUUCAAAACCAUUUAUGAUUUGGAGAAAGGACGGUACAUAAAGACUCGCAUUAACAGGUGAUGUUCAUAAAUCAUAUUUCAUACAUUUGCAAAUUGAAACCCCUUGCAUGCCUUGCCGGCUACAGAACAAGGAAAUGGAUCAAUCAUCAACAUAUACCUUUUGGGUGACGGUAUUCCGAGAAUGACAACUUACUCCUGGAAGGUUAGAGUUUCAUUCUUUUUGUGGACAGAUUGCAGGACCCAGAUUUUCAGAGUUACAUCCCCCUCGUUUUCUUGUGUGUAAAUUCAUUGGUUCUCCAUGUAAACUAGAGGCAGUCGAAAGCCUCGUAGCGCAGAUUGCUAAACUACUGUUGUAGGCUGUUAUGACACAUACUUGUAUGAAGCUUGCCUGUUAUGAUCGAUCUUAUUUUGGUAUUUAUUCUUAAUUCUAACUGAAUAAAAUUUGUGAUUCUAUUGUUAAUUUCCGUAAUACACUCUUUCAAUCGUGAUCUCAACGUUUGAGAGGCAUGCCUACUGUAGUUGUACUAACCUUCUUCGUUUCUUCCA
Molecule: messenger RNA, 2442 nt
Organism: Amaranthus tricolor (Joseph's coat)
Lineage: Eukaryota; Viridiplantae; Streptophyta; Magnoliopsida; Caryophyllales; Amaranthaceae
Product: probable apyrase 6
Exons: 8
Coding region: 311-1957 (548 amino acids)
Biological process (GO): nucleoside diphosphate catabolic process
Cellular component (GO): membrane
Molecular function (GO): nucleoside diphosphate phosphatase activity
Source: RefSeq, a predicted model, not a curated record